ACUUUAGUAGAAGAAAAAUAUCGAUUUGCCAUACACGACGAUAAAACGAAAAAAGUGUUCAGGAGCUGAAAAGUUGUGCAAAAAUUUUAAAACGUUAGAAAAAUCAAAAGAAAAAAAUAAUUAUUUACUGAAAAGACUUAACAGGAUACAGUCGUAAUUUGCACAAUAAGAAAAGUUAUAGAAAAAAAUUAAUUGCAAGAUAAAUAGUCAAUUUUCAAAAAAAAAAAAAAAAACUCAAGAGGAGGAGGUGAUUGAUUUUUUUAUAUUGUAAUUUUCGUAAACAUCUAGAGUCAUAAAGAGUUAAGAGGAUAAAAUGGCCUUUGCCGGAUUAAAGAAACAAAUUAACAAAGCCAAUCAGUAUGUAACGGAGAAAAUGGGUGGUGCCGAGGGCACCCGGUUAGAUGUCGAUUUCAUGGAGAUGGAACGCAAGACAGAUGUAACCGUCGAACUGGUGGAGGAGUUGCAAGUGAAGACAAAAGAAUUUCUUCAGCCAAAUCCCACGGCCAGGGCGAAGAUGGCAGCCGUCAAGGGUAUUUCGAAAUUGUCUGGCCAAGCAAAAUCGAAUACGUAUCCUCAGCCUGAAGGUCUUUUGGCUGAUUGUAUGUUAACUUACGGCAAAAAGUUGGGUGAAGACAAUAGUGUUUUUGCGCAAGCGCUAGUUGAGUUUGGCGAAGCGCUGCGUCAAAUGGCUGAUGUUAAGUACUCAUUGGAUGACAAUAUUAAGCAAAACUUUUUGGAGCCACUUCACCAUCUGCAAAUGAAAGACCUCAAGGAGGUCAUGCACCAUCGCAAGAAGUUGCAAGGACGACGACUCGACUUCGAUUGCAAACGUCGCCAGAAGGCAAAAGAUGAUGAAAUACGUGGGGCCGAGGAAAAGUUCGAGGAAUCGUUGCAUCUUGCCCAAAUGGGCAUGUUCAACUUGCUCGAGAAUGAUACCGAGCAGGUUUCGCAACUCUGCACUUUCGCCGAGGCUCUCUACGAAUUCCACUCGCAAUGCGCAGAUAUUUUGCGUGGCCUUCAGGAGACGUUAGCUGAGAAGCGUGAAGAAGCCGAGUCGCGUCCCAAACCGGAGUUUGUGCCCAAAUCCCUACUCGAUUUGAAUUUGGAUGGUAUGGGCAAUGACACGGAGAGCUCGGGCACACCAUCCCAUCAUAGGGUUACUGGUGCGUCUCCGCUGCCAUCGCCCAUGCGUUCGCCUGCUAAAUCGAUGGCCACUACACCGUCACGCCAGCAGAUGCAGCCCUAUUGCCAGGCUUUGUACGAUUUCGAGCCGCAAAACCCCGGCGAAUUGGGCUUUAAAGAAAAUGAAAUUAUCACUCUGCUGAAUCGCGUCGACGACAAUUGGUUUGAGGGCUCACUCAACGGUCGCACUGGCUAUUUCCCACAAUCGUAUGUGCAGGUGGUGGUUCCCCUACCUAAUGGCAAUUAAAUUGUCGUCAAAUUUUCUUCUCUCAAAACGACAUAGCUGCAACAACUACAAAAAAAAAUAACCAGGAGGCUGAUUAUUUUAAUGAUUAAAAAAAUUAAACACUGAUUGUUCAAUCGACAGAUAAAUGAAUGGACAAAAGUAUGAUGCACGAAAGAUGAAGACGAUUUUUAAGCUAAAAGUUAACCAUUGAAAGAAAAAGUGAGUUUAUUAAACCAAUCGUUUUGCCUUUAAUUGCCAUAAACAUGUCAUCAAAUUUUUAUUUUAUUUAUCAAUUUUUUUUUUAUUUUUAUUAUUAU
Lucilia cuprina (Australian sheep blowfly) is the source of this 1725-nucleotide messenger RNA. RefSeq names its product endophilin-A (gene EndoA). Lineage: Eukaryota; Metazoa; Arthropoda; Insecta; Diptera; Calliphoridae. The coding region runs from base 314 to 1429 and encodes 371 amino acids. Gene Ontology annotation, cellular component: glutamatergic synapse; presynapse; cytoplasm. The transcript is spliced from 3 exons. Gene Ontology annotation, biological process: synaptic vesicle uncoating. Gene Ontology annotation, molecular function: protein binding. The record is from RefSeq and is a predicted model, not a curated record.